Orbicella faveolata is the source of this 2749-nucleotide messenger RNA. Its product is annotated as transient receptor potential cation channel subfamily A member 1-like. Gene Ontology annotation, biological process: monoatomic ion transmembrane transport. Gene Ontology annotation, molecular function: protein binding; monoatomic ion channel activity. Lineage: Eukaryota; Metazoa; Cnidaria; Anthozoa; Scleractinia; Merulinidae. Gene Ontology annotation, cellular component: transmembrane transporter complex; membrane. The record is from RefSeq and is a predicted model, not a curated record.
AAAGGAUUAAUUAUAUUUGCAUAAAACGAUCAUCAAGUAUAUUGAACGAAAGGCCAAUUAAUUUUGAUCGCAUACGCUUCAGUAAUUAUGCCGUACUAAAUUAUCCACAAACUAUAAAUAAUUAUUCUCAAUAUCCACCUUAAGACUCUGUAGAAGGGUUAAUUAAGGAAUUAAAAACCCUAAAUGACAGAGAGACCACAAGGUUGUGAGGUAUUUUUGUGCUCAAAGUUGAAAACACGCGUUUUAAAACUGUUUAGUGUUUGGCGCCAAUUAUUGUGCGUUGUGUGACGCGUGUCACGCAUCACCGCUUUCUAUCUUUAUGAAAGAGCCUUAUAACUUGUCACGAAUUACAUUCGCUCAUAAUUUCCUGCAUUAAGGAAGCAUCUCUUGAUCUGAACGCUAUCAUCUCCCAGAUGUAAUUGAAAUUCUCCUUAAGAGUCAAGGGCUAUACAGAGAAGAAGCUUACCUUAAAUCCUUCACACUGCAAUGGAAACAAACUCGAACGGCCCUCUGCUACCUGAGGAGCCUGGUGACGACGGCCAGGAGCCCAUCGCCGGCCCACUGCUGCCUGAAGAACCUGGUGACGAAGAGCUGCCUUUGAUGACUUUAAGUCCUGACCUGGAUCAGCGCCAGCGAGCAAAGGCAUUGAGCCAGCUGUCUCUCCAAUCACUAGGUAGCGAAAAUUAUGACGCGGCAGAUGCUGGGGAUGAUGAAGAAUCGGAUAAAUACGAAAACAAAGUGAAACCAUUGAAACUGCACCAGGCCUCUUUGACCGGAGACGAGGCUGAAGUCAGACACAUAUUGAGUAGAGACUCUGAUGUGAAUCUCGUGGACAAGUCAGGAAGAACUCCAAUUCACAAUGCCAUAUUAGGGCGUCACGUGAAAAUCAUGGAGAUGCUCUUGGAGGCUGGGGCUGACACAACUCGUCUGGAUGAGAGUCAAGACGCACCAAUUCAAACUGCGGUUCGAUCUGGGGACGAGAACCUUGUUGGGGUUUUUCUUCGACGUGCUUAUAGUGACGUAGACAUUAGAGGACACAGCUCGCGAACCGCCCUUCACAUCGCUGCCGAUAUGGACAAAGUAUCCAUCUGUAAAUUACUGAUGGAGCACGGAGCCUCUCCAGACUGCCGUGAUAACGAAAAAAUGACGCCACUGACACGUGCUGUUGAAAAAGGAUCCAAGAACACGGCGACUUUUCUCUUUGAUGAUGCUAAGGCAAGGAAGAAAGACAUGAAGAAAAUACUUUGCAAUGUGGAUUCUGAGAAAAGCACUCUGCUUCACUUGGCGGUUGAAAGUGGAAACUCUGAGGUUGUACAACUUUGUCUGGAAAAUGGCGCUAUCAUUCGACAGCCAAAGGGUAGUCAUGGAAUUACUGCAUUCCACGAGGCGUGCGCUCAAGGAUCUCUGGACAUAGUUCAACUCUUCACGUCUAAAGAUCCCUCCAUUUGUCGAAUUACUUUGAUUGACAGCCAAGGUUUGACUCCCCUGCACAUGGCUGCGCGCAACAACCACUCAGACGUUGUAGAAUAUCUUUUAGAACAGGGUGCUUCAGUUGACCCCCGUGACAAACUCUGCCGCACCCCUCUCUUCUUAGCAGCCGCGGAAGGUGGGACAGGGUCUGUUCAAGCGCUGAUAACAGCUGGUGCUGACGUCACGGUGAAGGAUGUAGAUUUGCAAUCUUGCGUGAGAGUGGCCGUGGGACACACAGCUACUCUGGAAGUAUUACUACAGGAUCGCACGGCUUUCCGGUUGAUAACUGAAAAGGACAUCACAGGGUUUGCCCCAGUCCACUACGCGGCAAAACAUGGCCAUCUUCAGGACAUCUUAAUGUUCAUGGAUCGAAAUAAAGCAGCUACUACUGUGACGUCAUAUGGACUGGACACAGCACUCCACGCCGCCGCCAGAUAUGGCUGGCACGAAGUAGUUGGAGCGCUGCUGACCGAUCGUAACAUUCGUUCCAUUAACCUCAAAGACUGUCAAGGAAAGACAGCUCUACACUUCGCAUGCGUAGAAGGGCACGACCGAGUGGUUGAACUUUUGCUUAAUCUUGGUGCCACUGUGGAAAAGGAUCAUAACGACAGAACAGCCCUCCAUAUUGCAGCUAUAAGAGGAUCCAAGAGAUGCGUGCAAUAUAUUCUACAACAUCACCCUAAGUGCAUUAACCUCUUUGACAAAAAUCAGAACACCGCUCUACAUUUAGCCGCCAUCCAUGAUUCUCCUGAAGUUGUAUCGUGCUUGCUGUCUUAUCCGGAACAGGAGAUCCUCUUGAACAAUAAGAAUCAUAAUGUUUUGGACGCUGCAUUGAAUUCUGACAGGAAAAGCGUGUCACUUGCUAUAGCCAGUCACGAGAGGUUAGUUAAAGAAAAUCACUCAUUCGAUUCAAGCAUCCAGUGUUCUGCGCGUGACAAAUCACGUGCGCUACACGUGAUCAACACAAGUCUGUCUGUAAUUAGUUUCUUGAACUGUGAAUCCGCAUGGGAAUUAUGUAUAGUUUUUGCCUAAUCGCUCGUUUUGCAUAAUUUGCCGCCAAGGGACAUUCAUUCUCUUUUGACCAAACUGCACUUGUCAGCUCCAUAUAGGAGGACCUCCCGCGUAUAGGGGCCCUUAGAUGCGGAUCUUUAGAUGUCCUUCUGGGUGGUUCAACUGCAUUGAAGGGUUGGAAGGACUGACCCCUUAUUAUUCUUUGCUAUAGUUUAAAGUACCCAUAAUGUCAAAAAUGUUUUUCGCUCAUCUAAUUCUACAUUUCACC